AUGGCUCUAGGUUCAUCUGUGAAUGAUAAAAAUGGUGAUUUAAAAUCAAAUGACCCCACCGAAUUAGUGAAAAAACUUUCAAAGGAAGAGGACAAUAAAGCAGAUGAUGAGAAAGAUAAUGAACAGACUGCCCUGCAGAAUGGACAUUUUGAAAACGAAAAUAAACUUGCCAAAGAUGAAGAAGAAAAGGAAAAAGAUGAAGCCGAAGAUAAUAAAACCAAAGAUGACGUAGUCUACUUGCAGGAUGUCGGAUUUUCUGUUAAAAUUAUGAGUCCUGGGGCUGAUCCUUUCGAUAUUCAGGUAUCGAGCAUGGAACUAGUUCAAGAGAUUCACCAACUGCUCAUGGAUCGCGAAGACACCUGUCACAGAACGUGCUUCUCUCUCCAACUGAAGGGCAACACCUUGGACAACUUCGCAGAGUUCAAAAACAUCGAGGGCCUGCAAGAAGGAUCCGUCAUAAAAGUGGUGGAGGAGCCUUACACGAUGCGCGAGGCUCGAAUCCACGUGCGGCACAUCAGAGACCUUCUCAAGUCGUUGGACCCCAGCGAUGCUUACAACGGGCUGGAAUGCAGUUCACUGAGUUUUUUGAAUACCGUUACUCAGGGCGACAUUUUAGAGAAAAAGAAGAUGAGGCCGGAAAGCGUGGAUUGUACGCCUCCCGAUUACAUAAUGCCCGACAGCAAGGAGAGGCCGCUGACUGCUCUGCAGCCGCAAAUGAAAGAUCAGAAAAUGCCUCAGUGCGUCAAAGUGCUAACCACUUCUGCCUGGAACCCUCCUCCUGGUCACCGGAAAAUCCACGGGGACCUGAUGUAUUUGUAUGUCGUAACGUUGGAGGACAAACACUAUCACAUAUCGGCUUGUUCACGUGGGUUCUAUAUAAACCAGUCAGCUGCCGAAGAAUUCAACCCAAAGCCAGCAUCUCCUAGUCACUUGUGCCAUUCGUUGAUAGAACUUCUCAACCAGAUAUCACCUCAGUUCAAAAGAAACUUCGCUUUGUUGCAAAAGAAGCGGAGCCAGCGCCAUCCAUUCGAAAGGGUGGCUACUCCCUACCAACUCUAUGCUUGGACCGCCCCUACCAUGGAGCACACUUUGGAUGCCAUCAGAGCGGAAGACACUUUCUCCUCAAAGCUGGGGUAUGAGGAGCACAUCCCCGGUCAGACCAGAGACUGGAACGAGGAGCUUCAAACUACUCGCGAGCUGCCCAGAAAAACGCUGCCCGAGCGGCUGUUGCGCGAGCGCGCCAUCUUCAAGGUGCACAGCGACUUCGUGGCUGCCGCGACGAGGGGCGCGAUGGCCGUCAUCGACGGCAACGUGAUGGCUAUCAACCCCGGCGAGGAGGCUAAAAUGCAGAUGUUCAUCUGGAACAACAUUUUCUUCUCGCUGGGGUUCGACGUCAGGGACCAUUACAAGGAAUUGGGCGGGGAUGCGGCCGCUUUCGUCGCUCCGCGAAACGAUUUACAAGGUGUGAGAGUUUAUAGUGCAGUUGAUCUGCCAGGUCUGUAUACUCUUGGCACCGUUGUGAUCGAUUAUAGGGGAUACAGGGUGACUGCACAAUCAAUUAUUCCGGGAAUAUUGGAACGCGAACAAGAGCAGUCGGUGGUGUAUGGAUCCAUAGAUUUUGGAAAAACUGUAUUGACGCAUCCAAAAUAUUUGGAUUUGUUGAAUAAAGCUGGCCAACAAUUGAAAAUUUUACCACAUCAUGUAAUAAAUGAUAAGGGAGAAUCAAUCGAAUUGUGUUCCAGUGUUGAAUGCAAAGGCAUCAUCGGUAAUGAUGGGAGAUAUUACAUUCUGGAUUUAAUUCGUACUUUCCCUCCUGAUGUCAAUUUUCUAUCACUGGAAGAAGAUUUGAGUAGGGAGGUGAAACUGUUGGGCUUCCCUAUCGAGCACAAGCACAAACUGUGCUGUCUGAGACAGGAAUUGAUUGACGGCUUCGUCGAUUCCCGAUACAUGAUGUUCAUCAAGUAUGCAGCCUAUCACCUGCAGCAGCUGAACUUACGAAAGACCGAAGAGAAAAAGAAGGCGGCCGAAAAUCUGCCGGCCAUAGACGAAAACAAGAAUGACGAUAAUAAAGAAGCGGAAGAGAACAGCAAAGAUAUCCAGCCGGAGAACGAGAAUAAGGACAAGAGCAAGAGUCAGAUUGAGGAUGCUGAGGCUAAAAAAAUUGUCGAGAGUAUCACGGAUGGAAGCAAACUGGAACUAGAAGAGAGCACGAAGAAUAUCGUGAAGACGGCUUCGAUGGCCGUGGGCUCUUUGAAGGACACCGAGUUCGACAUCAGGUUCAACCCUGACGUCUACUCGCCGGGACUGAAACAUUGCGAAAAUUCCGAUCCGCCGAUUGCCAAACAACGCCAGCUGGUCAAGGACGCUGCCGAGUUUUUGCUGACAGUGCAAAUUCCAACAUUCAUUCGGGAUUGUUUGGAUCACUCUUCGGCCCCCAUGGAUGGCGUGACUCUGUCAGAAGCGAUGCAUAACAGGGGUAUCAAUAUCAGGUAUCUCGGAAAAGUUACGAAUUUGUUGGCCAAAGUGAAGCAGCUAGAAUACCUCCAUAGUAUUGCUGUUUCGGAAUUGCUGAUGCGUUCUGCUAAGCAUAUUUUUACUGUUUAUUUACAGGGCUGUGAAAUGAUGAAUUUGUCUGUAGCUGUUUCACACUUUUUGAAUUGUUUGUUGUAUUCUGGAACAAUUUCUAAUCCCUUGCAAGGACAGGACGAGAGUAAAAACAAUAAAAAAAGGAACAAAAGGCGAGGUAGGAUGAACCCGUUCGCAUGCAAUGACAACAACGAGUGGGCUAAUCUGACAGCGAAAUCUCUGUGGAACCAACUGAAAUCAGAGCUGAAAUCUUACUUCGACUAUGAACUGCAAUCCAGUGACGUAGACUCGACUCUUGAAACGUAUUUUCUGCAAAAAAUCUCCCUCCUACGAUCUUUCUGCUUGAAAACUGGUAUCCAAAUCCUAUUGAGAGACUACAACUUCGAUUCGAAAAACAAACUGAUCUUCUACGAGGAGGACAUCUUGUGCAUCUUCCCCAUCGUGAAGCACAUCAAUCCGCGAGCGACGGACGCCUACAACUUCUACACGACCGGCCAGAACAAGAUCCAGCAGGGCUACCUCAAGGACGGAUACGAGCUGAUCAGCGAGGCGCUCAACCUGCUCAACAACGUGUACGGCGCCAUGCAUCCGGAGAUUGCGCAGUGCCUCAGGAUGAUCGCCAGGUUGAAUUACAUUAUGGGGGAACAUGUAGAAGCAAUGGCCUACCAGCAGAAAGCUGUUUUGAUGUCAGAGAGAGUGAAUGGGAUAGAUCAUCCAUACACCAUAACCGAAUAUGCACAUUUGGCAUUAUACUGUUUUGCCAAUAGCCAAGUCAGUACCGCUUUGAAGUUACUAUACCGAGCAAGGUAUCUAGCAGUUCUUGUCUGUAGUGAAAACCACCCAGAAGUAGCUUUGCUUGAUAGUAAUAUAAGCUUGAUCCUCCAUGCGGUGGGCGAAUACGAUUUGUCGUUGAGGUUCCUCGAAAAAGCCCUAGCGCUAAACAUAAAAUACUAUGGCGGCAAAUCGCUCAAGGUCGCCGUCAGCUACCACCUCGUAUCGAGAACGCAAAGUUGCAUGGGCAACUUCAGGUCGGCGCUGAAUAACGAAAAGGAAGCUUACGCCAUCUACAAACAACAGCUGGGGGAAACGCACGAAAAAACGAAGGAAUCUUCGGAAUGCCUGAAGCACCUCACCCAACAGGCGGUUGUCCUUCAGAAGAAAAUGAAUGAGAUUUAUACUGGUAAAAAUGGGGCGUCGCUGCCGCCAAUCCAGAUCCAACCUCCAUCCAUGGUGUCUGUCUUGGACAUGCUCAAUGUUAUAAAUGGCAUCUUGUUCGUCCAGAUUAGCCAAGAGGACAUUGAAAAUUUCAAAGCUGAAAUCGAGAAGAAACAAAUCGAAGAAUCUGAGGCGUCGGUGGAGAAACCGCCCCCCGAAAUAACCAAUUUAUAG
Phaedon cochleariae (mustard beetle) is the source of this 3975-nucleotide messenger RNA. The record is from the annotation of a GenBank genome assembly. NCBI's taxonomy places the organism in Eukaryota, Metazoa, Arthropoda, Insecta, Coleoptera, Chrysomelidae.